Triticum turgidum subsp. durum (durum wheat) is the source of this 843-nucleotide messenger RNA. NCBI's taxonomy places the organism in Eukaryota, Viridiplantae, Streptophyta, Magnoliopsida, Poales, Poaceae. The record is from the annotation of a GenBank genome assembly.
AUGGCUCCCGCUAUUGAAGCAGCAGAGAAGGUCAAGGUGGCAAGCGCACCUGUUAAGGCUCCUGUUCUUAAUGAAAGAACACUAUCAUCCAUGACCCGGAGACCUGGUUCAGCGCAUUCUUGGCAUGAUCUUGAAAUAGGCCCUGAUGCACCAACUAUCUUCAACUGUGUCAUUGAGAUACCUAGGGGCAGCAAGGUUAAAUAUGAACUUGACAAGAAAACUGGACUGAUAAUGGUGGACCGCGUGCUUUAUUCAUCAGUGGUGUACCCUCACAACUAUGGAUUCAUUCCCCGCACACUGUGCGAUGACAGUGAUCCGAUGGAUGUGCUAGUUAUUAUGCAGGUAUGUCUUACUACUUCCCUUUUGUGGUGUACCCUCACCAAAUGGGUAGAAGGCCGUUGUACUUCCUACUGUAGAGUCUGUUGGUUGGUUGUAGAACAUUACCAAUCUGCAUUCGCAAAUCUUUGUAAUUUGUUGAUACAGGAGCCAGUUGUGCCGGGCUGUUUCCUCCGUGCAAAGGCGAUCGGCCUCAUGCCUAUGAUUGACCAGGGAGAAGCAGAUGAUAAGAUCAUUGCAGUGUGCGCUGACGACCCUGAAUACAAGCAUUUCAAUGAUAUCAAGGAGCUCCCACCUCACCGGUUGGCUGAAAUCAGACGCUUCUUUGAGGACUGUAUCCUUGUUGAUCAACUUAUAUUCUCUCACCUUUUCAAUGAAAUGAAACGCAAAGAGUCCUUUGCGUUUUCUCGAGAAAAAAAAAACUUAUAUUCAGAUAUGAAUAGCAAGUAUUCCACAAAACAAAAAGUUUGCUUAUUUUGGUUUUACUUGCAGAAAAGAGCCCCCUAA